AUGGAUGACGAUGGGAGGGAGAAAGAAAUUGUGCGUUUACCAGCAUCAUCAAACUCACGUCCACAUAAGUGUGAUGUGUGUUCAAGACAAUUUCGGGAAAUAGCCACAUUACGUAAACAUGAACAAUUGCACCGUGCAGACCGACCUUAUGUAUGUACCACAUGUGGAAAGUCUUUUCUGUGGUCGUCAAACUUGAAAGUCCACGAACGUGUCCACACAGGAGAAAGGCCAUACAAGUGCAAAAUUUGUCACAGGUGUUUCACACAAUCCAAUGACCUGCGACGCCAUGAGAGAAACGUACACAUGCGAGGUAAACUUGUUAACUACAGAUCAACUGGGGCACGUGCAGCUAGCAGCACUGGACAGGUCAACAUGGCCGCUUAUCAGGCGUUUGCCAUGCAGCAGCGUGCCCUACUUCAGCAUGCACUUACAUAUGAAACGAUAAUGCACAGUGCUGCGGCUGUCACUCAGAGUCAUUACAUGGGUCCCCCAUCAGACUCGUCCAUUCUGCCUGCUCCAAAACGUGACCAAUGUGACUUGUCCGUAUCUACCUCAACAGACAGUAUGUACCGUGCACAUAAAACGCCGAGUCCAAUCAAGCUGGAGCAAGUUACACCUCCAUCAACCCCUGGCGAUGAGGCCCACCAAUCAGAUGGCCAGAACAGUCGCCCAUUAUCCAAUCAAAACUCUUCUGACUCUGAACUUAGGAAUCUCCAACGGCAGAUGUCAAAUGAAUAUGCCAAGAUCUCCUUGACGACAAGCAGUAGUGUGAUCCAUUCUCCCCCUGCCCUAUCCUCAUCCACUUACCUCAGCAGUCAGCGUAGUCACACCUCUGACGGAGCUAGUCCUCACAAGAAUGGAUUGGUCUCUCCACACUGUCCUAGCCUGUCAGGACUGACAUCUCUACCUCAGCCAGUACCUCUCCCUCCCAUCUCCUCAAUCUACGGGGCUCAGACGUCUACCUCAGACCGUGCUGAUCGUGUCAUAGACCUCAGUAUAAACAAGUCAAUCAGCAGUGGAGACUCCGACGAUGGCGAUUGGAAAGGAGGCAACUCCUCUUUUGUAUCCAAAUCUCCUCAGAUGUCGGAGGCAGAAAGUGAGGAAAAACGUGACGUGACAACGACAUCUGAAACUCCGACGGUGGACUCGGGAAUCCAUCACUGUCCCCAUUGUAACCUGUUCUUUCAGGACUUCACCAUGUUUCAUUUACACCAGUCUCUGCACCCCAUGGAUCAUGAUCCUUUUCGGUGUCCCAGCUGUCAGAAGUGUUGUCAGGACCGCAUCGAGUUCAUGUUUCACAUCGUGUGGCAUGUGAAGUAUCCUCACACCAUCCCAAACUACCAGCCCUUCAAGGAGAGCUACCUCACUUAA
Molecule: messenger RNA, 1371 nt
Organism: Ylistrum balloti
Lineage: Eukaryota; Metazoa; Mollusca; Bivalvia; Pectinida; Pectinidae
Product: zinc finger protein Pegasus-like
Exons: 4
Coding region: 1-1371 (456 amino acids)
Biological process (GO): regulation of transcription by RNA polymerase II
Cellular component (GO): nucleus
Molecular function (GO): RNA polymerase II cis-regulatory region sequence-specific DNA binding; DNA-binding transcription activator activity, RNA polymerase II-specific
Source: RefSeq, a predicted model, not a curated record